GUGAGGCUGGCGCCAGCAUUAUUCGAGUGUCAAAAGAAGCCCGGAAGAGGUUCUUGGGCCCACUCCACCCAUCUUUCAACUUGGUGAAGACCAUUCGGAUCUGCCUGUCCAAGGCCGUGCCAGAGAAUGGGCAUGAGGUUGCAGCAGGACGUUUGGGUAUUUCCCUGACGCGGGUCUCUGAUGGAGAAAAUGUGAUACUGUCAGACUUCAAUUCCAAGGAGGAGCUGAUCCAGGCCUGUGUCUGCAGCACCUUUAUCCCUGUCUACUGUGGGCUGAUACCUCCAACCUUGCGUGGAGUGAGAUAUGUUGAUGGAGGCAUUUCUGACAACUUGCCACGAUAUGAGCUGAAGAACACAAUCACAGUGUCUCCAUUCUCAGGAGAGAGUGAUAUCUGUCCACGGGACAGUUCCACAAACAUGCAUGAGCUGAGAGUCACCAAUACAAGCAUCCAGUUCAACCUUCGCAACCUCUACCGCCUCUCAAAGGCCCUGUUUCCUCCAGAGCCGCAGGUACUGCGGGAUAUGUGCAAGCAGGGCUAUCGGGAUGCGCUGCACUUCCUGAAGAAGAAUGGUCUCCUUCACCGUCCAAGUCCUGCCCGUCCUCUCCUUGCCAUAGAAGCCCCCCCAGAAGAGGAAAAAAAGGAAGAAACAGAAGCUGAGGACCAACUAGAGGACAAUACUGCCCUUGCUGUUGUUGAAGAGCACAUCUUUGAACACUUGUCUCCCAGACUGAGCCAAGCUCUUCUAGAGGCUUGUGCUGAAAAAAGAAGUUUCUUGACUGAUAUCACCAAUAUGCUGCCUAUACGUGUGGCCACGGCAAUGAUGGUCCCCUGUAUGCUGCCUCUGGAGUCUGCAGUUUCCUUCACUGUCAGGUUGCUGGAAUGGCUCCCAGAUAUCCCUGAGGAUAUUAGAUGGAUGAGGGAGCAGAUGACUGAAAUCUGCAACUAUCUUGUGAAGAAAGCCAAGAAGAAACUGGGCAGCCAUCUUUCAGCCAGGCUUUACUAUCACCUCGAGCUUGGAGGGCCCCAGAGCCUGCCAAUUUCUUCUGCACCGGCUUGUGGUGAAGCACUGCCUAUGUGGAUGAGAAGCAACCGUUCCCUGUCUGAUGUCAUGAUGAAGUGGGAGGAUUACCAGCGCCAGCUCAUGCUGGGCUUACUCUGCAUCAACGUGGACAUGCAGGCCUCCCUCUUUCCUCGGGAAGGGUUUC
Molecule: messenger RNA, 1206 nt
Organism: Fulmarus glacialis (Northern fulmar)
Lineage: Eukaryota; Metazoa; Chordata; Aves; Procellariiformes; Procellariidae
Gene: PNPLA2
Product: patatin-like phospholipase domain containing 2
Exons: 8
Biological process (GO): triglyceride catabolic process; lipid homeostasis
Cellular component (GO): cytoplasm; membrane; lipid droplet
Molecular function (GO): triacylglycerol lipase activity
Source: RefSeq, a predicted model, not a curated record